Jatropha curcas is the source of this 1841-nucleotide messenger RNA. RefSeq names its product acyl-CoA oxidase 4 (gene ACX4). Gene Ontology annotation, biological process: fatty acid beta-oxidation. Gene Ontology annotation, cellular component: peroxisome. NCBI's taxonomy places the organism in Eukaryota, Viridiplantae, Streptophyta, Magnoliopsida, Malpighiales, Euphorbiaceae. The record is from RefSeq and is a predicted model, not a curated record. Gene Ontology annotation, molecular function: flavin adenine dinucleotide binding; acyl-CoA dehydrogenase activity.
UAUAUUUUUAUUAUUAUUACAGUUUUGUUUAUGCCGGGCAUGAAUCUGUGUGCCGUUCUUAUCCUGUAACAAUCACAUCUCACCAUGACUUUUCAGUUGGAAGUUUCUUUCCUUUUUUAAUUCGUCGUUACAUCUUAAUGAUCCAAUUCAAUAAAACUACUGUCUGCCUUUCUUCUUCCAUUAAACUCUGCACAUUGGGUCUUUGUAAAUAAACCCUAAAGCAAUCAUCCCCGAUCUUCAAUCAUGACAAUCCACUCUUCUAAAAAUCGAGCUGAUCUUGAAGAAAGUGCAAAGAGUUCUUAUUUUAACUUGCCACCGUUAGAUGUUUCCGUUGCAUUUCCUCAAGCAACUCCAGCAUCCAUAUUUCCUCCUUGCACAUCCGACUAUUUCCAAUUUUCUGACCUCCUGACUUCCGAGGAGCAUGCUGUUAGAAUGAAAGUAAGAGAAUGUAUGGAAAAGGAAGUAGCUCCUAUAAUGGCAGAGUACUGGGAGAAGGCAAGUUUUCCCUUUCAUGUUAUUCCCAAGCUUGGUUCCCUGCGCAUUGCUGGUGGCACAAUCAAGGGUUACGGUUGUCCUGGUAUGUCGCUCGCUGGAAGUGCUAUUGCUACAGCAGAAGUUGCUAGAGUUGAUGCGAGCUGUUCUACCUUCAUUUUGGUGCAUUCAUCUCUGGCAAUGCUCACCAUAGCACUUUGUGGAUCAGAGGUCCAAAAGCAGAAAUAUUUACCUUCUCUGGCUCAGUUAAGUACUAUAGCUUGUUGGGCUUUGACUGAGCCUGACUAUGGAAGUGAUGCAAGCGCCUUGAAAACUACAGCGAACAAGGUGGAAGGAGGUUGGGUACUUGAAGGCCAAAAGCGCUGGAUAGGAAACAGUACCUUUGCAGAUUUGUUGGUUAUAUUUGCUAGGAAUACCUCAACAAAUCAGAUCAAUGGAUUUAUUGUAAAGAAGGAUGCCCCAGGAUUAACAGUUACAAAAAUAGAAAAUAAAAUUGGCUUGAGAAUCGUCCAGAAUGGAGAUAUUUUGUUGAAACGAGUUUUUGUCCCUGAUGAAGACAGGUUACCUGGUGUCAACUCCUUUCAAGAUACAAGUAAGGUUCUAGCUGUUUCACGUGUAAUGGUUGCCUGGCAGCCUAUUGGCAUAUCAAUGGGAAUCUAUGACAUGUGUCACAGGUAUCUAAAAGAGAGGAAACAGUUUGGAGCACCGUUGGCUGCUUUCCAAAUAAACCAACAGAAACUAGUUCACAUGCUUGGCAACGUUCAAGCAAUGAUACUCGUAGGGUGGCGCCUUUGCAAGCUGUAUGAAAAGGGUAAAAUGACUCCUGGACAUGCAAGCAUGGCAAAGGCAUGGAUCACUUUGAGAGCAAGGGAGACAGCUUCUAUUGGACGAGAGUUGCUUGGUGGCAAUGGAAUAUUGUCUGAUUUUCUAGUUGCCAAGGCAUUCUGUGAUUUGGAACCCAUCUACACAUAUGAAGGCACAUAUGACAUAAACACUUUGGUAACUGGUAGAGAAGUCACCGGGAUUGCCAGUUUUAAGCCAGCAGCAGUGAGCAAGCAAAGCCGCCUCUGAAUUACAAACAAGGUUCUGCUUUUGUGCUACAAAGGUCUUUUGCCAUUCAAGAAAGCAACUUAAUGAUCCAUAAAAAGGGAAAUCAUAGAAUAGAAUAUUACAAUAUAGAACAUGACAUGUGAAAUAAGUUAACGAAAUUCUGCUCAUGGCCUUGGUUUGGAAUUACCAGCUAGGGGACCUAAAAGAAUUGAUUUCUAGAACUUUGGAUUAUAUUCAUGGCAGGAAAUUGUAGCUGGUUCAGAGUUAAUAGAUAUACUGGAAUUCGCUAAUUUUUUAUA